Molecule: messenger RNA, 1283 nt
Organism: Tripterygium wilfordii
Lineage: Eukaryota; Viridiplantae; Streptophyta; Magnoliopsida; Celastrales; Celastraceae
Exons: 2
Coding region: 669-1052 (127 amino acids)
Source: RefSeq, a predicted model, not a curated record
UCGGUACUAUUCAUCGACACUGUUCACGGCAGCUGUCUAUCUGUGCGCGUGUUUCUGUCCAACGACGUUCCGCUUGCUUCAAUCUCCACAUGGCAGCUUUGGAUAAGGACAAAGAUGUGGGCCCAGUCAUGGCAAUCCCUCAGAUCUCUCGUCCCGAUUUAUCCCUCAAUCCAUCACACCCUGCUCAAAGGGUCACCAGUGCUCUCUUGAAUGGUAAGAAUUUUCAUGCUUGGGCUCGGUCUCUCCGGCUUUAUCUUGGUGGAAAACGGAAGUUGAAAUGGCUAUUUGACAAAAAUCCAAGACCGAAUGCCUCUGAUCCUACUUUUGAUGAGUGGGAGGCUGACAACUGUGUUAUUCUUGGAUGGAUGUUCAACUCUAUGGAGGAUCGGAUUUAUAAUAUGGUCAUGUAUAAUGACACCGUAUAUGGCUUGUGGACUGCGCUAAAUAAUAUGUAUGCUCAUGCGCAGUGUGACUCUCGGAUAUUUGAGCUUCAUCAGGAAGUUUCUCAUGCUUCUCAGGCAGCCCUAGGACUCUUAGUAGCCGAUGUCUUUGGGUAUCUCCAGACUCGCUGGGAGGAACUUGCCUAGUAUGAGCCUCUUAGUGAUUUCCCUAAUGAUGCUGCAAUCGAGGCUAAGCGACUUGAUCGUCGUCAUACAUAUCAAUUCUUGAUGGGUUUGAAACCCGAGUUUGAGGCUCUUUGCGCUCAAAUCCUCAACACAUCACCUCUACCUCCGUUGUAUGAGGCCUUUGCCACUGUCGAUGGUGAUGAGCGGAGGCGUCGUAUUGCACUGCCUUCUUCUCGGACCAUGGAUCCUUCUGUUGUUCCUGAUCAGAUGGCGUUUGCUGCUCCUUCCGGUAACCGCCCUUAUUGCCAGCAUUGUCAUAAGUUGGGCCACUUUAUUGAUCGUUGUUUUGAACUUCACCCUGAGUUAAAACAACAAUUUACUCGUACCCGGGGUGGUGGCCGUGGAGGUAGCCGAGGUGGCUGCCGUAAUCGAGGUGCUCAUCGCACUGGACCUGACUACGAAGAAGAUUUUUGGCAGGGGGUUUGAGCAGGACGGCCUCUACUACUUUGGGGAGCCAACAUGAUCUGAUGUCUCAUUCUCUAGUCUUCAAGCUUCCGCACUACCAGUUUUAGAUUCAUCUACUUUAUCUUCCUCUGUUUUUUCACUUUCUACUUUAGAUUUGUGGCAUGCUCGUUUGGGCCAUGCAAACUUUCAAUAUCUAUGUUGGCUUUUUCCACCUUUGAAUAAAGCGUGCACAAAUUUUAAAUUUCAUUGUGA